AUGGGUUUCAAAAAGCCUCCGCAGGCACCACCAAGCUUCACAGCUACGCCUGACUCCGUUCUCGCAGACACCAAGAGUAUGUUGGCUAGUUCGAAGAAGGUUACGGACGACAUUGUGGUCAGCAUUUCUUUGAAAGAUGCCUCCUUCAAGAAUGUACUUCUACCAAUGGCCAACGACGAGAAUCAGCAGACUCUCAAGGCCCAUAUUCUCGGCUUCUACCAAUCAGUCUCCACUGAUCAAGCUUUGCGAGAUGCCUCGACCGAAGCAGAGAAGUUAAUGGAUGAUUUCAGCAUCGAAGCCGCUAUGCGUGAAGAUGUCUUCAAGUUGGUUGAUGCAGCACUUAAAUCUGGAGAAAACCUAGAUCCUGAAUCCCAGAGACUUUUGGAAAAGGAACACAAAGGAUACGUGCGCAACGGAUUGAAUAUCCCUGCUGGACCUAAACGAGAUCGCUUCAAGGAGAUCAAGAAACGACUUAGUCAAUUGGGAAUUGCCUUCUCAAAGAACUUGAACGAAGAAAAUGGAGGACUCUGGUUUACCGCUCAGGAACUCGACGGUGUACCUACUGACGUUCUAUCUCUACUCAAGAAAGAGGGGGACAAGUACUUCUUGACCUUCAAAUAUCCUGACCUUUUCCCGACUCUCAAAUACGCCACCAACAGCGAGACUCGAAAGAAGGUUUUCAUUGCGAAUGAGAACAAGUCAAACCAAAACGUUCCGUUGUUUCGGGAAGCGAUCUUGCUCCGAGAUGAAGCUGCCCGUCUUCUGGGUUACCCUAAUCAUGCCGCGUUUCGAAUCGAGGACAAAAUGGCAAAAACGCCAAAGACCGUGGACGAUUUCCUUAGUGAUCUACGUGGAAAGCUGAGUCAGGGUGGGCUGGACGAGAUCGCGACGUUGAAGGAGUUGAAGAAAGAUGAUGUCAAAUCCCGUGGGGAAGAGUACGAUGGCAAAUACUACUUGUGGGACCACCGAUUUUACGAUAGGGUAAUGGAGGAGAAAGAUUACCAGCUUGAUCAACAACUCAUUGCCGAGUAUUUCCCCCUCCAGAACUGUAUCAAAGGCAUGCUAGAGAUUUUCGAGGAAAUCUUUGGUCUACAAUUUGUGGAGAUUGUGGGAGGCGACCGCGAUACUAUCUCGGCCACAGGCAAAGGCAACGAUAUUGUUUGGCACGAGGAAGUGCAGGUCUUCAGUGUUUGGGAUGAUGAAGGAGAAGGCGGCGGAUUUGUUGGCUACCUUUAUCUUGAUCUCUUCCCUCGUGUGGGAAAGUAUGGUCAUGCAGCAAAUUUCAAUCUCCAACCUGGUUUCAUUCAUGAGAAUGGAACAAGAAGAUAUCCGGCUACAGCACUUGUCUGCAAUUUUUCGAAACCCACGGCAAAGAAGCCCAGUUUAUUGAAGCAUGAUGAGGUCACCACCCUGUUCCACGAAUUGGGUCAUGGUAUCCACGAUCUUGUCUCUCGGACUACCUACUCUCGUUUCCAUGGCACCAACACGGUUCGGGAUUUUGUUGAAGCCCCCAGCCAAAUGCUUGAGAAUUGGUGCUGGACACCUUCUCAAUUGAAGUCUCUCAGCAAGCAUUAUUCUACCCUAUCAUCAGACUAUUAUGACUCAUGGCGAGAACAUGCUGGCUCGAAUGUCACCAAACCAGAAGAGCAUAUUCCUGACGAUCUUAUCCAGAAGCUUAUCAAGACCAAGAAUCUCAAUGGUGCACUGUUCAACUUACGACAACUUCACUUCGGUAUUUUUGAUAUGACUAUCCACGAACCAAAAGAUCAUGCCAGCUUGGAACAGUUGAACAUUUCCGAGACUUACAAUGCCCUGCGAAAGGAUAUUAGCAAGAUUGAUGGUCCAGAGGCCUUAGGAGAGGGGAAUGGUUGGGGCAAUGGACAAGCCACCUUUGGCCAUCUCAUGGGCGGCUACGAUGCUGGCUAUUACGGCUACCUUAGCUCUCAGGUAUAUUCGACCGACAUGUUCUACUCAGUCUUCAAGAAAGAUCCGAUGAAUCGCACUGAAGGUCGCCGAUACCGCCACACGGUUCUCGAGAAGGGUGGAAGCCAGGACGAAAUGAAGACUCUCAUUGACUUCCUCGGCAGAGAGCCCAAGACGGAUGCAUUCUACGAAGAAUUGGGCAUCACCAAAUAA
This is a messenger RNA of Exophiala bonariae, 2136 nucleotides long. RefSeq lists its product as uncharacterized. Bases 1 to 2136 code for a protein of 711 amino acids. The record is from RefSeq and is a predicted model, not a curated record. The transcript has 2 exons. Gene Ontology annotation, cellular component: mitochondrial intermembrane space. NCBI's taxonomy places the organism in Eukaryota, Fungi, Ascomycota, Eurotiomycetes, Chaetothyriales, Herpotrichiellaceae. Gene Ontology annotation, molecular function: metalloendopeptidase activity. Gene Ontology annotation, biological process: proteolysis; peptide metabolic process.